Molecule: messenger RNA, 2606 nt
Organism: Coccidioides immitis RS
Lineage: Eukaryota; Fungi; Ascomycota; Eurotiomycetes; Onygenales; Onygenaceae
Exons: 2
Coding region: 225-1832 (535 amino acids)
Biological process (GO): SNARE complex assembly
Cellular component (GO): lytic vacuole; endosome
Molecular function (GO): SNARE binding
Source: RefSeq, a predicted model, not a curated record
GAGAGAUAUUGAACGUACCUCUUUUUACAGUAACUAGCUGAUGACUAUAAUGACAUUGGAGUGGUGGGCUUGGGCAACAAAGACACGCAUUAAUUGUUCCUCUUGCUCCUCCGUCUCUGCCUACAAUAUCACUCCUCAGCUCGAGUGAGAACAGGAAAAGAGCAUGGAAUCCAAUUCUACUUCAUGACCACUCUCAAACAGUCAUAUUUAACCUAUUAUUUGCUAUGAUUUGCCAGGUGUGCCAUCGUCCACCCGACUCUUCACUUCCAUUUUACUGUCCGAACUGCGCUCGCAACCGGCUGUACCCGCUCCGUUUUGACCUCGCAAAGACGUUGCUGGAGAAAGAAGCAGCAGGCCAGAAGAUUGAGAAGGCAGUUAAAAAUGCGGCCGGCUUCGAAGGGAUCGCGCCCGAGGGGUCAGGUCAGUCGAAAUCGACUCUGGACGAGCCCUCCAAGAUAGCCAUCGAAACGAUGCGCACCCUUAAGACGCAGUCGGAGAUUAGAACAGAGGCCAUACAAGUCCAGAUUGCCAAACUUAGACGGGAGAUAGAGGAAGGAAAGCAAGAAAUUGCGAAACGGCGGGCCGCACUCGCAAAGCGACGCUCUGACGCCGAGGCGGUGAACUAUCAACUCUCACAGCGACGAGCUGCUAUUUUGAAUAAUGUGCAGAAGGAAAUCAAGAAGACAGAAAAUGCGUGGAAUACCCUUCAUUCGAAAACCGCUGAGUCUAGAAUGUUUCUAUGUCGUGAGGUAGCCAGCCUCUAUAAUCUCCGACAGAAGACUAGGAGGAGAAACGGGGAGAUCAUAAGUACAUAUUCUAUUGGUGGUGUGAAUAUGGUUGAUCCUAGGGAUAUGAACAACGCGAGUCCGGCUCAGAUUACCACGUCGCUUUCGCAUAUCGCGCACCUGCUGGUGCUUGUUUCGCAUUAUCUUGCUCUACGUUUGCCAGCCGAAGUUAUUCUUCCACACCGCGGAUAUCCUCUACCCACAGUAUUUCCUCCGGGGUCAUCUUACAUCGCAAAGGACAUCCCGUUUCCUGGCCUGUCUCCUUCGAAUUCUUUCGGCCCAACCGCAUCAAAAGCGCCCGAUCCUCGGCCACUCCCGCGGCCCCGGCCGCUUUUCCUCGACCGCAGCCUUCCUAAACUUUCCAAGGAAGAUCCUGGUGGCUAUGCUCUUUUCGUCGAAGGGGUUGCUCUUCUAGCAUGGAACAUAUCAUGGGUUUGCCGAUCACAAGGUCUACAUAUUGGACAAGAUUCUUGGGAGGAUGUCUGCGAGAUGGGGCGAAACCUCUGGCAGCUACUAGUUGCACCGCCAGCGCUAACAAAAGCCCUGGCCGGUCGAGACUUGCAAGCAAAGCCUCCAAGCAAUAAGGACGCGCCUACAAGAGGAGGCGCGCUUCAUCGGACGAGAUCGCUUCCCUUGCUAGGGCACUAUUCUCACGGCACAGCGCAUUCCUUCCUUGGAAGCGCUGAGGGACUUGAGUUUAUGAAAACUUGGAAACUACCAUCUCCCCUCAAGGUUGCCGACAAGUUGAAGUCCACUCUGCUGAGCGAGAUGGCCACGACGGAGUGGGAGCUCCUCGAGGAGGAUGAAUGGGACGAGGGUGGCACGCCGCAACCAGAAACCGAACAAAAUGACGGGCACGUUCUCGUCGCAACCAGGCAGGCGCGCGACAACGACCCUGGUAACGAGGAUACGAGGAGUAUCCUCACGGCCAGAACGGUAGUGGAUGAAGAAUACAAUGAAAGAGCGCGUGGGGAGCGGGGGCAAGCAACCGCUUCCAGUGCCAGGCCAAAAGGGACGAAAGGGUGGACCAAGGUGAAGAGCAGAUAACAGCGUCUCUUCUUUUACGGCGCAUCGACCCGAGUUUCUUGGGGCUUUGGACGAUCAUCUAUCCUUCGAUAUCGGCACUGAUUAGUGUGAUGCGUCCAUCGCGAGUCUUUUGGCAGAGAAGUCGGCCAACCGUCAUCAGGAUGUCGAGAGCGAAAGAGGUAAUAAAUCCUCCAGUGCGGGGGGAGUGUGGGUAUCCGUCUUAAUGGCGCAACCGGGAUCAACGGAGGAAUCAUCUAGACCUUCAAGAAAGAAAUGUAUAUGUACGUAUUUUCGGAGACGGCUUCUUUUGCCCUGUGCCCUAUGGAUAUUUGCGAUGACCCACACAGGCGCCACUCCCGGGAGAAUUGGGAUAUCCGAAGCCUUUGCCGCGUCUACAUAUCCGUAGAACUUUUUUCUUUUUUUUUUUUUACUUUCAUCGCGUGGGCUAAUCGUGGGGCGGGUGUGAUCAGAGAUUUUCCAUCGUGGGGUCCGAUGCCGGAUCCGGCGGGGCAAUAUUUUGCAUGCGGUCUGGAAUUUUGAGGACGUUUGAGGUGUUCAUUCCAUGGACAGUGAGAGAAUUUUAGCAGGAACCAUAGAGCAGUGUUGUAUUUCGCAAUUUUUAGGAAAGGUAUGGAGUAGUGUGAGCUGGAUCAAGGGGUGUUUACAGCGCUGAAAAGGACCGUGUGUGCUCUGCAGGGUGAUUGUAUGCAGUGUUGGUGACACAACGGCGAAGGCAUCACGCGAACCUGAUAAUAUUACGUAGGUAGUUAAUUAAGGUACUUUUUAAUUUUGGGA